AUGUCGAAUCCAAACAGGGAAAUCCGGAUUGCGUACGUACCUUCAGUGUCUUCGAGUCAAUGUAUUGACGCUCUUUCUAGCGUCAUGGGCGCAACCGGUAGUGGUAAAUCCACGUUUAUCAAUAAGGCUAGCGGGUCGAACCUCCCCGUUGGCCGCGGCCUCGAGAGUUGCACCAGCGAAGUGCGAACUUCACGGCCCUUUGUCGUCAGCGGGCGUAUCGUGACCCUGAUCGAUACGCCCGGCUUUGAUGAUACAAGCCGAAGUGAUACCGACAUUUUGACCAUGAUCGCCGCAUAUCUCACCAAGACCUACGAACAUGGCGCCAGACUCUCUGGCGUCAUCUACAUGCACCGCAUCUCUGACUUCAGGAUGGGUGGCACGUCCAAGCGCAACUUCAAGAUCUUCCGCGAGCUUUGCGGAGAAACCUCACUCAAAAACGUUAUCAUCGUGACCAACAUGUGGUCAGAAGUGAGACGUGAGAUUGGCGAGGCCAGAGAGGCCGAACUUGCAGGCAAGGACAAAUUCUUCAAGCCUGUGCUUGAGAAGGGCGCUCGGAUGCUCCGUCACGAUGGCACCCUCGAGUCCGCACAUACCACCCUCCGCUAUCUCAUCAACAGCCAAACCGCUACGCUCCGCAUUCAACAGGAAAUCGUCAACGAGCACAAGCCCAUCGAGCAGACCGCUGCGGGCUCUGAGCUGAGGCGCGCUCUCGACGAACAAGCGGAUCACCACAAAGAGGAGAUCCAUAAUCUUCGGGCAGAGAUGGAAGCCGCUAUGCGCGCCAAAGACGAGGAGACGAGGGGCGAACUUCAGGAAGAGCUUGAGAAAAAGCAGCAGGAAUGCACACGCAUCGAGGAAAGCGCUCAGCGCAUGGCAGCCGAGUUCGCUGCCGAGCGCGCACGCCUCGAGGCUCUAAUCCUGCGGAUGGAGGACGAGCAGAAGAAGCAGCACCAGACGCUGCAG
Messenger RNA from Suillus clintonianus, 963 nucleotides. RefSeq names its product P-loop containing nucleoside triphosphate hydrolase protein. The transcript is spliced from 3 exons. The annotation marks the transcript as partial. The record is from RefSeq and is a predicted model, not a curated record. Gene Ontology annotation, molecular function: GTP binding. Lineage: Eukaryota; Fungi; Basidiomycota; Agaricomycetes; Boletales; Suillaceae.